Acipenser ruthenus (sterlet) is the source of this 1905-nucleotide messenger RNA. Its product is annotated as alpha-N-acetylgalactosaminide alpha-2,6-sialyltransferase 1-like. Lineage: Eukaryota; Metazoa; Chordata; Actinopteri; Acipenseriformes; Acipenseridae. Gene Ontology annotation, molecular function: sialyltransferase activity. The record is from RefSeq and is a predicted model, not a curated record. Bases 67 to 1686 code for a protein of 539 amino acids. The transcript is spliced from 9 exons.
GUCACAGUGUACUCCCAUAACAGGCAGAUAACUUCAGUGUGCAGGUAGCUCUGUUACCUUUACAGCAUGAAGUGUCAGAGUUUGAAGAACAGAUUUAUUGGUCUGAUAGCCGUAGUUUUUCUACUAAUCGGAGCUUUUGUUUUUAAAUAUGAGGGAAAUGUGGAUUACCGUAAUAAUCAUAAAUCCAACAAUAGAUAUGUCAUGGUGGCUCCCGUUCCAGAAAAGCAAGACAAAACAACUUUAGGAGAAAAAGCAGCCUCUUCUCUAAGAUCUACAGUGAUGAGCCGGGAGCCACCUCUCAAACCCACUGUGGAAAAGCAAGCCACGCCAGUGAUGAGCCGGGAGCCACCUCUCAAACCCACUGUGGAAAAGCAAGCCACGCCGGUGAUGAGCCGGGAGCCCCCUCUCAAACCCACUGUGGAAAAGCAAGCCACGCCAGUGAUGAGCCGGGAGCCACCUCUCAAACCCACUGUGGAAAAGCAAGCCACGCCGGUGAUGAGCCGGGAGCCACCUCUCAAACCCACUGUGGAAAAGCAAGCCACGCCGGUGAUGAGCCUGGAGCCACCUCUCAAACCCACUGUGGAAAAGCAAGCCACGCCGGUGAAUGUGCCCAAACCCACGACAAAGAAGGUGGCCAAAGAAAAGCUAAGACCACAGACCCAAAAGAAGCCCUUGAGGAUCGAGGACUUUAUACUCUACCCCAAGUGGGACAUAGAGGAGGACUACCACCGGGACCCUUCUGCAAAAAAGACAACCUGCCCAGAGUCUAUAAGGUCCAGGUCUGCUGAAAUUGAUUGGUUUAAGCAGCUCUUCAUCCCUGACAUCAGCCUCUUCAUGCACAAAGAGCACUUUAAUGAUGAGGAGUGGAAGAGGCUGGAACAUUUCAACCCUCCGUAUGGAUGGAUGGGGACUAAUUACACAGAAGUCAAACAGGCUGUAGAAUUGAUACCUGGGCUAAAGGAACAGACAGUCCUGCUCAGUCCCAAGAGGAAUGACGGUUGUAUCCGCUGUGCCGCUGUUGGGAAUGGAGGGAUCUUGAACGGCUCUCGGAAGGGUGCUGAAAUCGACUCUCAUGAUUACAUAUUCCGUGUGAACGGGGCUGUUAUCAAAGGCUUUGAAGAUGAUGUUGGAGUGAGAACCUCAUUUUAUGUCCACACAGCUCAAACCAUGCUCUCGUCUCUCUGGGGUUAUCAGGAACUAGGUUUUACCAAUGUACCCAUGGAUAAGGAAAUAAAAUACAUCAUGGUUACAGAAGGUAUGAGGGAUUACCAAUGGCUAAGAGCAUUACUGCUGAAUACUACGGUUUCCAGAGGACCCUAUCUUAAAAUGAGGCCAAGGUCGUAUUUUGGGACGGAUUUCACACCAGAAAAGUAUUUGGUUGCUCACCCUGAUUUUAACAGAUACAUUAAAAACAGGUUCUUGAAAUCAAAAACUGUUGAAGGAAUAGAUUGGGCCAUCUACAGACCAACCACCGGAGCCUUCGCUCUGCUCCUGGCUCUGCACCUCUGUGAUGUUGUCGAUGCCUAUGGAUAUAUCACAGAAGACUAUGCCAAAUAUCCAAACCACUACUAUGACAAGACGAAGACAGAAACUGAGUUUUACGACAAUCACGACUUUGGAUUGGAAAUCAAGGAGUGGAAGAAACUGCAUGAUUCUAAACUCAUGAACCUGUAUCAGGGGAGAUAGAGAAAACUUUCCUAUUAUUGACACUGUAUCAGAUACGUGUUUACAAGGAACUCUGCCGUGGCAGUUAUAUUCAUUACAGAAAACCAUGUGUUUUUGUGCCGUGGUACCAAACUGUUUGAAAGUUUCCAAAAAAAACAGCAGCAACAGUGACUAACUAUGUUUAAGUACAUGAACAUUUGCUAUUUGAUAAUAAAAAGACAUUUAAAAAAUAUAUAUGAA